AUGGCUGCUACCGCUUUGGCAUACAUUUUGAAGGCAAAGGCGUCAGACCAGAUUAUGUCCGCUGCUUUCAACAAGCUGAAAGGGCCGCUACCGUUUCAGAUCCCUGCAUCAAACUGCUCCGAAUCCAACCUGCGAGAGAGGACCUCGCCAUAUGAUGAGUGGAAAAAGCACAUCAGUCAAGGGCAGCUGGACCAAAGCAUAACUGAACUCGCUCAGCAGUUGCAGCUAAAGACUCAAGAAUUAGAUGACGCACACGCAGCUCGGAGACGGGAGAUGCAGUCGGCUAUUGCAGCCAAGGCAUGUCAAGAAGAGAGAGGUAGAGAACUAGAAGCAUGCCUGCGGAAAUCUCGCACGGAGUACGACACGCUGCAAGCCCAAAGCAGGGCCCAUGAGCGAGAGAUGGCGUUUGCAGAGGCCCAGCUGCAGGACUUGCAGCAAAAUCACCGUGAGCUGCAAGUCAGCAACGACCGGCUGCGUUCGCAGCAGGCGCAGCUUGAGCAUGGACUGCAGGUAAGAGAUGCGGAGGAGACUUCGGCUGAAGAAAUGGCCACGGCGUUGAGGCUGCAAGUUCGAGAUCAAGAGUCGCAGUGGCAAAGAAGCGAGAGCGAGAUGAGUGCGCUGCGAUUUACGUCCUCCCAACACCAGGAGCGGUCAACGGAACUUGAGGCAACAGUUUGCAAGUUGCGCCUGGAGAAGGAAGACUUGCGCGCGCUUCAGGAGAGCAACGAUUCGCACAAUGCAUCCCUUGAGGCGGAGGUUGAAAAUCUGCUCCAUGCAAGGGGCAAGCUGCAGGAUGAGCAAGGCCAGUUGGAGUACGAUGUGAAAUGCACCAAGCAGGAGCUGCUGGUUGUCCGGCAAGAGAGGCUUGUAAUGGAGGAGCGUGCCACGCAACUGCAGAUGAAAACUCAGGAAUUGGAUGACGCACAUGCAGCUGGGAGACGGGAGAUGCAGUCGGCUAUUGCAGCCAAGGCAUCUCAAAAAGAGAGAGGUAGAGAACUAGAAGCAUGCCUGCGGAAAUCUCGCACGGAGUGCGACACGCUGCAAGCCCAAAGCAGGGCCCAUGAGCGAGAGAUGGCGUUUGCAGAGGCCCAGCUGCAGGACUUGCAGCAAAAUCACUGCGAGCUGCAAGUCAGGCACGGCCGGCUGCGUUCGCAGCAGGCGCAGCUUGAGCAUGGACUGCAGGCAAGAGAUGCGGAGAAGACUUCGGCUGAAGCACUGGCCACGGCGUUGAGGCUGCAAGUUCGAGAUCAAGAGUCGCAAUGGCAAAGAAGCGAGAGCGAGAUGAGUGCGCUGCGAUUUACGGCCUCCCAACACCAGGAGCGGUCAACGGAACUUGAGGCAGCAGUUUGCAAGUUGCGCCUGGAGAAGGAAGACUUGCGCGCGCUUCAGGAGAGCAACGAUUCGCGCAAUGCAUCCCUUGAGACGGAGGUCGAACAUUUGCUCCACGCAAGGGGCAAGCUGCAGGAUGUGCAAGGCCAGUUGGAGUACGAUGUGAAAUGCACCAAGCAGGAGCUGCUGGUUGUCCGGCAAGAGAGGCUUGUAGUGGAGGAGCGUGCCACGCAACUGCAGAUGAAAACUCAGGAAUUGGAUGACGCACAUGCAGCUGGGAGACGGGAGAUGCAGUCGGCUAUUGCAGCCAAGGCAUCUCAAGAGGAGAGAGGUAGAGAACUAGAAGCAUGCCUGCGGAAAUCUCGCACGGAGUGCGACACGCUGCAAUCGCAAAGCAGGGCCCGCGAGCGAGAGAUGGCGUUUGCAGAGGCCCAGCUGCAGGAUUUGCAGCAAAAUCACCGUGAGCUGCAAGUUAGCAACGACCGGCUGCGUUCGCAGCAGGCGCAGCUUGAGCAUGGACUGCAGGCAAGAGAUGCGGAGAAGACUUCGGCUGAAGAAAUGGCCACGGCGUUGAGGCUGCAAGUUCGAGAUCAAGAGUCGCAGUGGCAAAGAAGCGAGAGCGAGAUGAGUGCGCUGCGAUUUACGGCCUCCCAACACCAAGAGCGGUCAACGGAACUUGAGGCAACAGUUUGCAAGUUGCGCCUGGAGAAGGAAGACUUGCGCGCGCUUCAGGAGAGCAACGAUUCGCGCAAUGCAUCCCUUGAGGCGGAAGUCGAACAUUUGCUCCACGCAAGGGGCAAGCUGCAGGAUGAGCAAGGCCAGUUGGAGUACGAUGUGAAAUGCACCAAGCAGGAGCUGCUGGUUGUCCGGCAAGAGAGGCUUGUAAUGGAGGAGCGUGCCACGCAACUGCAGCUGAAGACUCAGGAAUUGGAUGACGCACAUGCAGCUGGGAGACGGGAGAUGCAGUCGGCUAUUGCAGCCAAGGCAUGUCAAGAAGAGAGAGGAAGAGAACAAGAAGCAUGCCUGCGGAAAUCUCGCACGGAGUGCGACACGCUGCAAGCCCAAAGCAGGGCCCACGAGCGAGAGAUGGCGUUUGCAGAGGCCCAGCUGCAGGAUUUGCAGCACGACCGGCUGCGUUCGCAGCAGGCGCAUCUUGAGCAUGGACUGCAGGCAAGAGAUGCGGAGAAGACUUCGGCUGAAGAACUGGCCACGGCGUUGAGGCUGCAAGUUCGAGAUCAAGAGUCGCAGUGGCCAAGAAGCGAGAGCGAGAUGAGUGCGCUGCGAUUUGCAGCCUCCCAACACCAAGAGCGGUCAACAGAACUUGAGGCAGCGGUUUGCAAGUUGCGCCUGGAGAAGGAAGACUUGCGCGCGCUUCAGGAGAGCAACGAUUCGCGCAAUGCAUCCCUUGAGGCGGAAGUCGAAAAUCUGCUCCAUGCAAGGGGCAAGCUGCAGGAUGAGCAAGGCCAGUUGGAGUACGAUGUGAAAUGCACCAAGCAGGAGCUGCAGGUUGUCCGGCAAGAGAGGCUUGCAAUGGAGGAGCGUGCCACGCAACUGCAGAUGAAAACUCAGGAAUUGGAUGACGCACAUGCAGCUGGGAGACGGGAGAUGCAGUCGGCUAUUGCAGCCAAGGCAUCUCAAGAAGAGACAGGUAGAGAACUAGAAGCAUGCCUGCGGAAAUCUCGCACGGAGUGCGACACGCUGCAAUCGCAAAGCAGGGCCCGCGAGCGAGAGAUGGCGUUUGCAGAGGCCCAGCUGCAGGAUUUGCAGCAAAAUCACCGUGAGCUGCAAGUUAGCAACGACCGGCUGCGUUCGCAGCAGGCGCAGCUUGAGCAUGGACUGCAGGCAAGAGAUGCGGAGAAGACUUCGGCUGAAGAACUGGCCACGGCGUUGAGGCUGCAAGUUCGAGAUCAAGAGUCGCAGUGGCAAAGAAGCGAGAGCGAGAUGAGUGCGCUGCGAUUUUCGAAAAUCUGCUCCACGCAAGGGGCAAGCUGCAGGAUGAGCAAGGCCAGUUGGAGUACGAUGUGA
Molecule: messenger RNA, 3354 nt
Organism: Effrenium voratum
Lineage: Eukaryota; Dinophyceae; Suessiales; Symbiodiniaceae
Source: the annotation of a GenBank genome assembly